Molecule: messenger RNA, 912 nt
Organism: Symbiodinium pilosum
Lineage: Eukaryota; Dinophyceae; Suessiales; Symbiodiniaceae
Source: the annotation of a GenBank genome assembly
AUGUCAGCGGGUGUGGAGGAGGAAGGUAAGGAAAAUGUGAAAUACAAGGAAGCAGCAGGAGGAAGGGCAGAAGAGCCGCGUGCUGCAGAGCCUCAGCCAGAGGGAGCCGAGCGAUUGGCAGCAGCAGAAAGCCCAGGAGCCUCGAAGAAAGAAAAGAAGUCUUGGUCCUUUAAGAGGAGCAACAGCGGCAACAGCGAGCGAGUGGAGGCCCCGCCUACUUCAACAAGCCCAAAGGAGCAGGGGCAAGGAGCCCACCGGAGGCGACUGCCUUGGAAGCGCAACGCAGAUCCGGACGAGAAGGAGCAGGAGCUACCAGAUCCUGUCGUCCCGCCUGCGAAGGCUGUGACAAUCUCCUCGGUGCCGCAGGUUGUGGAGCUGGAAUCAGGUCAGCAAGAUGAGGUGUUGCCACACAGCCCAAGUUCGACGGAGCAGGGACAAGGUGCUACUUCUCCAGGAUCCUAUCGGCGGAGACUGCCUUGGAAGCGCAACCCGGAUCCGGACACGAAGGAGCAGGCGCCACCAGAUCCUGUCGUCCCAGCUGAGGCUGUGGCAAUCUCUCCAGUGCCACAGGUUUCUGAGCCAGAUGCGGGGAAGACAAAGGAGACGGACGUGCCAAUCACGGAUCAGUCUCCAGAAGCUACACAGCAUCUGGAACCUGUUGAGGUGAAGGGUACUGCAGCGGCUACUGCGGAGCAAGCAGAGGCAAAAACUCUAGAGCCGGCGCCGCCCGAGCCGGAGGCGCGCGAGAAUUCGGUGGCUCCGGAGCCACCCGCAUCUGCUGUCCAGGACAGCUUGGAGGAGGAGCCAGCGAAAGAAGGCGCGGAUGCUGUUGCUGGCGAAGUUCCUGAGGAUCUGCCACUGAUACCCCUUCAGAUCGACCAGCUGCCCUCGGAGGACAACGAGGAUGGCGAG